This is a messenger RNA of Pistacia vera, 1367 nucleotides long. RefSeq lists its product as uncharacterized. The coding region runs from base 70 to 1197 and encodes 375 amino acids. The record is from RefSeq and is a predicted model, not a curated record. The transcript is spliced from 3 exons. Lineage: Eukaryota; Viridiplantae; Streptophyta; Magnoliopsida; Sapindales; Anacardiaceae.
CAUUCUCUUUCUCUUCCUCUUUCUCAAGAAACAAACAAAGCAACAAAUUUUUUUCAAGCAUAUGAGACGAUGAGUCGUCUGGCACCAUUAUCAGAAGAACCCAUUAACGACGAAGAUCAAGACUUCUCCUUCUCCAACACCUCCAACAAGAAGCCUCAUUCAUGGAAGAACUGGCUCAAAACCCACUUCUCCCUUCUUGUUUUCACCAAAAAAUCUGACCUCAAAAUCCUCUUAAGUGUCCUCGGUUGCCCUCUCUUCCCCGUCCCCGUUCUCCCCGAACACUCCCUCAAUGAGGUAUCAUCGUCUGCACAGUAUAUUAUACAGCAUUUUAUGGCGGCAACAGGGUGCCGGAAAUUGGAAGGGAGAGUGAAGAACAUUUUUGCAACUGGGAAAGUUACAAUGGCAAUGGGAGAUGAAUUUGGGGGCUCAAAUGGCUCAAUCGGUGCUGGUGGCGGCAGCAGUGGAGGUGGUUUAGGAGUUUCAGAAAAAGGGUGUUUUGUAAUGUGGCAAAUGUUUCCUAACAAGUGGCUCAUUGAGCUUGUUGUGGGUGGUCACAAAGUUGUAGCUGGUAGUGAUGGCAAUGUAGCUUGGCGGCACACGCCGUGGCUCAGUGCACACGCCGCCAAAGGCGGCGUCCGCCCUCUUCGUCGAGCUCUUCAGGGAAUGGAUCCAAUAGCAGUAUCAAACAUAUUUUCGACGGCGCAAUACAUGGGGGAGAAGCAAAUUUGUGGAACAGACUGUUUUGUGUUGAAGCUAUCUGCAAACCAAUCUGAUCUUGCUGAUAGAAGUGAUAGCACAGCAGAGAUGAUAAAGCAUGUAAUUUUUGGUUACUUCAGCCAAAGAAGUGGGCUACUGGUGUUUUUAGAAGACUCAUAUUUAACCAGAAUUCAGGCCCCUGGAUCUCAACCAACUUAUUGGGAAACCUCCAUGGCUACCAAAAUUGAAGACUACAGGGCUGUAGAAGGUGUGAUGAUAGCGCACGGUGGUCAGUCGAGCGUUAUCAUCACAAGAUUCGGAGAUAAUCUCAAGGCGGGACUUUCAGUUACACGCAUGGAGGAGGUGUGGAUGAUCGAUGAUCUCGCGUUCAAUGUUGCUGGGUUAUCAAUGGAUUGUUUCAUCCCUCCGAAAGAAGUUCAGAAAGAUUGUUGUUUGCCGGAUGAAAAUGUCGAUUGUUUAAGGUCAUCACCAUUGCUCUGAUGAUGCAUAAAAAUUGAAUAUUAAUUGCUUGUCAUUUGACAUUUAACUAGACUUACUAGAUGAUGAAUGUUGCUCAUUUUGUGUAUACAUGUCUACAUAUAAUGUGUAAAUUAUUUCUGAAUUUUUUUUAUUGUUUAGAACUCGAAAUUAAUCGAUAUUCAUAUUGAUCA